Carlito syrichta (Philippine tarsier) is the source of this 10097-nucleotide messenger RNA. RefSeq names its product nuclear receptor binding SET domain protein 3 (gene NSD3). Gene Ontology annotation, cellular component: nucleus; chromatin. The transcript has 24 exons. The record is from RefSeq and is a predicted model, not a curated record. Gene Ontology annotation, molecular function: protein binding; histone H3K36 methyltransferase activity. Lineage: Eukaryota; Metazoa; Chordata; Mammalia; Primates; Tarsiidae. The coding region runs from base 87 to 4403 and encodes 1438 amino acids. Gene Ontology annotation, biological process: regulation of DNA-templated transcription.
AAAGGGCUCGAGGGGAGUCCCGAAGGAGAAGCAGAUGGCAAGGCCCGAUGAGAGAAAGGGAAAGUUAAGGAUGCUGGAGCAGAACAAUGGAUUUCUCUUUCUCUUUCAUGCAAGGGAUCAUGGGAAACACAAUUCAGCAACCACCUCAACUCAUUGACUCCGCCAACAUUCGUCAGGAGGAUGCCUUUGAUAACAACAGUGACAUUGCUGAAGAUGGUGGCCAGACACCAUAUGAAGCUACCUUGCAGCAAGGCUUUCAGUAUCCACCUACAACAGAAGAUCUUCCUCCACUCACAAAUGGCUAUCCACCAUCAAUCAGCAUGUAUGAAACUCAAACCAAAUACCAGUCAUAUAAUCAGUAUCCCAAUGGAUCAGCCAAUGGCUUUGGUGCAGUUAGAAACUUUAGCCCCACUGACUAUUACCAUUCAGAAAUUCCUAACCCAAGGCCACAUGAAAUUCUGGAAAAACCUUCCCCUCCACAGCCACCACCUCCUCCUUCGGUACCACAAACUGUGAUUCCAAAGAAGACUGGCUCACCUGAAAUUAAACUAAAAAUAACCAAAACUAUCCAGAAUGGCAGGGAAUUGUUUGAGUCGUCCCUUUGUGGAGACCUUUUAAAUGAAGUACAGGCAAGUGAGCACACAAAGUCAAAGCAUGAAAGCAGAAAAGAAAAGAGGAAAAAAAGCAACAAGCAUGACUCAUCUAGAUCUGAAGAGCGCAAGUCACACAAAAUCCCCAAAUUAGAACCAGAGGAACAAAAUAGACCAAAUGAGAGGGUUGACAUUGUAUCAGAACAACCACAGGAAGAUCCAGUACUAAAAGAAGAAGCCCCAGUUCAACCGAUACUCUCUAAUGUUCCAACAACAGAAGUGUCCACAGGUGUUAAGUUCCAGGUUGGUGAUCUUGUUUGGUCCAAGGUGGGAACCUAUCCUUGGUGGCCUUGUAUGGUUUCAAGUGACCCCCAGCUUGAGGUUCAUACCAAAAUUAACACAAGAGGUGCCCGGGAAUAUCAUGUCCAGUUUUUUAGCAACCAGCCAGAAAGGGCAUGGGUUCAUGAAAAGCGGGUACGGGAGUAUAAAGGUCAUAAACAGUAUGAAGAACUACUGGCUGAGGCAACCAAACAAGCCAGCAAUCACUCUGAGAAACAAAAGAUUCGGAAACCCCGACCUCAGAAGGAACGAGCUCAAUGGGAUAUUGGCAUUGCCCAUGCAGAGAAAGCAUUGAAAAUGACUCGAGAAGAAAGAAUAGAACAGUAUACUUUUAUCUAUAUUGAUAAACAGCCCGAAGAGGCUUUAUCCCAAGCAAAAAAGAACAUUGCCUCCAAAGCUGAAGUUAAAAAAACCCGAAGACCAAGAUCUGUGCUGAAUACUCAGCCAGAACAGACCAAUGCAGGGGAGGUGGCCUCCACACUAUCAAGUACUGAAAUUCGGAGACAUAGCCAGAGGCGGCACACGAGUGUGGAAGAGGAAGAGCCACCUCCAGUUAAAAUAGCCUGGAAAACAGCGGCAGCAAGGAAAUCCUUACCAGCUUCCAUUACAAUGCACAAAGGGAGCCUGGAUUUGCAGAAGUGUAAUAUGUCUCCAGUUGUGAAAAUUGAACAAGUAUUUGCUCUUCAGAAUGCUACAGGGGAUGGGAAAUUUAUUGAUCAAUUUGUUUAUUCAACGAAGGGAAUUGGUAACAAAACAGAAAUAAGUGUCAGGGGGCAAGACAGGCUUAUAAUUUCUACACCAAACCAGAGAAAUGAAAAGCCAACACAAAAUAUAUCAUCUCCUGAAGCAACAUCUGGUCCUACAGGCUCAGUAGAAAAGAAACAACAGAGAAGAUCAAUUAGAACUCGUUCUGAAUCAGAGAAAUCCACUGAGGUUGUGCCAAAGAAGAAGAUCAAAAAGGAGCAGGUUGAAACAGUUCCUCAGGCUACAGUGAAGACUGGAUUACAGAAAGGUGCCAGCGAGAUUUCAGAUUCCUGUAAACCUCUAAAGAAAAGGAGUCGCGCCUCAACUGAUGUAGAAAUGACUAGUUCCACAUACAGAGACACAUCUGACUCCGAUUCUAGAGGACUGAGUGAUCUGCAGGUAGGCUUUGGAAAGCAAGUAGAUAGCCCUUCAGCUACUGCAGAUGCAGAUGCUUCUGAUGUGCAGUCCAUGGAUUCAAGUUUGUCAAGAAGAGGCAUGGGAAUGAGUAAGAAGGACACUGUGUGUCAGAUCUGUGAAAGCUUUGGUGACCCUCUGAUUCCUUGUGAGGGAGAAUGCUGCAAAUACUUUCACCUGGAGUGCCUGGGAUUGACUUCACUCCCUGAUGGAAAGUUCAUCUGCGUGGAAUGUAAAACCGGGCAGCACCCAUGUUUUUCGUGUAAGGUGCCUGGUAAAGAUGUGAAACGUUGUUCUGUUGGUGCUUGUGGGAAGUUUUAUCAUGAAGCCUGUGUUCGCAAAUUCCCCACUGCCGUCUUUGAAUCAAAAGGAUUCCGCUGUCCCCAGCAUUGCUGCUCUGCCUGCUCCAUGGAGAAAGAUAUCCACAAAGCAAGUAAAGGCCGCAUGAUGAGAUGUUUGAGAUGUCCAGUUGCCUAUCACUCUGGAGAUGCUUGCAUUGCAGCUGGGAGCAUAUUUGUAACCUCCUACAUUCUCAUCUGUAGUAAUCAUUCCAAAAGGAGCAGUAAUUCUUCUGCUGCUGUAAAUGUAGGCUUUUGUUUCGUUUGUGCCAGAGGGCUGAUAGUGCAGGACCAUUCAGACCCCAUGUUCAGUUCAUAUGCCUAUAAGUCCCACUACCUACUGAAUGAAUCAAAUCGUGCUGAGUUGAUGAAAUUACCUAUGAUUCCUUCUUCGUCAGCUUCCAAAAAGAAAUGUGAGAAAGGUGGAAGACUGCUCUGCUGUGAAUCGUGCCCAGCUUCCUUCCACCCGGAGUGCCUGAACAUAGACAUGCCAGAAGGCUGCUGGAAUUGUAAUGACUGUAAAGCUGGCAAGAAACUACAUUACAAGCAGAUUGUUUGGGUCAAAUUGGGAAAUUACAGAUGGUGGCCAGCAGAGAUCUGCAAUCCCAGGUCUGUGCCACUGAACAUCCAGGGCCUUAAACAUGACUUGGGGGACUUCCCUGUGUUCUUCUUUGGUUCCCAUGAUUACUAUUGGGUCCACCAAGGCAGAGUGUUCCCUUAUGUUGAAGGAGACAAAAGCUUUGCUGAGGGACAGACUAGUAUUAACAAGACCUUCAAAAAAGCACUGGAAGAAGCUGCAAAACGUUUCCAGGAAUUGAGAGCAGAAAGAGAAAGUAAAGAAGCCCUAGAGAAUGAAAAAAUCUCAAAAAAACCCCCUCCUUACAAGCAUAUCAAAGCUAACAAAGUAAUAGGAAAGGUACAGAUCCAAGUUGCUGACCUGUCAGAGAUUCCCCGCUGUAACUGCAAACCAGCUGACGAAAACCCUUGUGGCUUGGAAUCGGAGUGCCUGAACAGAAUGUUGCAGUAUGAGUGUCACCCGCAGGUGUGCCCUGCUGGAGAUCGUUGUCAGAAUCAGUGCUUUACCAAGAGGCUGUACCCUGAUGCGGAAAUCAUCAAAACGGAGCGAAGAGGCUGGGGCCUUAGGACCAAAAGAAGCAUUAAGAAGGGUGAAUUUGUAAAUGAAUACGUUGGUGAAUUAAUUGAUGAAGAAGAAUGCAGACUGCGAAUCAAGCAAGCUCACGACAACAGUGUAACUAAUUUUUAUAUGUUAACUGUUACCAAGGACCGUAUAAUCGAUGCUGGCCCAAAAGGAAAUUACUCUCGCUUUAUGAACCACAGUUGUAAUCCAAACUGUGAAACACAAAAGUGGACAGUAAAUGGAGAUGUUCGAGUUGGACUUUUUGCUCUUUGUGAUAUUCCUGCAGGGAUGGAGUUAACAUUUAAUUAUAACUUGGAUUGUCUGGGCAACGGCAGAACGGAAUGUCACUGUGGGGCAGAUAACUGCAGUGGUUUUCUAGGAGUGCGACCAAAGUCGGCAUGUGUGUCAACAGCUGAAGAAAAGGCAAAAAAUGCUAAGUUAAAGCAGAAGAGACGAAAAAUCAAAACAGAACCAAAGCAAAUGCAUGAAGAUUACUGUUUUCAGUGUGGAGAUAGUGGAGAGUUGGUCAUGUGUGACAAAAAAGACUGUCCCAAAGCAUACCACCUCCUAUGCCUUAACCUGACUCAGCCACCAUAUGGGAAGUGGGAGUGCCCGUGGCAUCAGUGCAAUGAGUGCGGCACUGCAGCUGUUUCUUUCUGUGAGUUCUGUCCACAUUCGUUUUGUAAAGAUCAUGAAAAGGGAGCUCUGGUUCCCUCCGCACUGGAAGGUCGCCUCUGCUGCUCUGAACAUGACCCCGUGUCUCCUGUGUCAUCAGAAUACUGGAGCAAGAUAAAAUGUAAAUGGGAAUCACAAGAUCGUGGAGAAGAAGUAAAAGAAUAAAUGAUGGCGUUCCCUCCUUUCUAUUAAAAUGAGAAAAAAGAAAAAGCAAAUAGCAUUCAAAAAGAAGAGACUGCUACAGUGCAUACAGCCUUUGCCAUCGGAACUGCCUUAUUAAAGCAAAAAUGGGAAACCAGUUCAUGCAGGCAGAAGCAGUUAGUGUCUGGUUUUUCUGUUGUUUUGUUGGUUUAGGGAUUCUUUUGUGGCGGGUUCAAUUCCCUUGGUCUCUUCUUGCCUUUUAUUGUGCUUCAAUGCCUUUGCAGCUGGAAAAGAAAUGGCUUUGCUUUUAAAAUAGGAACAAAGAAAAAAGAAAGUUUUGUUAAUGAGAUAAAUGUAAAGUCUAAGAUGUGUUACUUGGUUGUAUAAAGCAAAAGUAGCCAUCAUUCCUUUAUUUAUUUUCAUUUUUAGGAAUUUGAGAAGUGUAAUUCAAAUAGUCUAAUCAAGUGUAUGUAUGUGUGUGUGUUUUAAGUAGGAAUUGGAGAAAGCCCUCUAGAAAAGGGUAAGAUAAUCUUUAUAUACCUCUUUACUGAGCAGUAGGUUAGGCUAACUUCUCUUUCCCUUCAAAAUGUUUUUCAUAGUCUUAGGGAAGGGCUCUAUGGAAGUUUUAAAUCUGGCCUCUAGAAAACAAAUGCCUCGAUGGAUUUUACCUCUGUGGUCUUAAACUAGGUGGGCUUUGUGACAUGGUAACUUUACCUGAAAAGAUAUAUAAUGCGUUUUUUGGUUUGUUUUGGAGGAAAAAAGGAAUGGAUGUGCUCACUGAUUUUUUAAAAAUGUUUUCCAUUGACAUUGGGGUUUUUUGAUGAAGUGCGUUUAUGUGGAUGUGAAUGCAUAGUUAGAAUGGUCACUCCUAUUACCCUGACACACUGAUAAAGGCGGCUGAAGGGAGAUUAAAGGCGCAAACCAAAAGUUGGAUCAUAUAAGAAUCAUUUUCUGUCCAAUUUUAUGUAGACCCUAGUCUGACUUGGAGAGAAUUAUGGGCAUUUUAUUUUUUGUCUCUGUUUCCCUCUCCUAAUCAAAUUUUUCCUUUGUCAACUAACCAUUCAGUCUUGUUUCCUGGUGAAACUACAUAAACGAAUUUGAAUUGUACUUGAAUAGAUCUUUUUGGUUGGGUUACUAAUUUUGGAGGUGAAAGCAGUAAGGGCAUCAUCCAAGUAUAUGUAAACAGUUUCUAUUUAGUGUUACCCAAUACUUAAAAUUGUUUCCAUUGAGUAAGGAGAACAUCUACCUUUACAGGGUACCCAAGAACCACACAAACACACUUCAUCUUAGGAAACACUUGGAGAAAACUCCCAAGAAAGUCAGUGUUAGCAAAAAUGGUUGACUGUGAUGCUUGAAUCUUACAGAUGCGAGUAUACCAAGAUGUCUGCUCACAAACUCACUUGCUUUUAAUGCUUAGGAAUAUGUAUAUUCCAGUAUUCCUUGUAUGAAAUAAUUAGUAAUGUCAGACAUUGUUGUAACACUGUACUAAGUAGAAGUCUAGGGUUAGCUUGAAUGAACGUUAACUUCUCUGUGAAUUUUGACUGCUUUCAAGUGCUGGUACCUGGUAGCAUUUAUUUUCCCUCAAGAAGUACCUAAUAACCUUAUGAAGGAGAGUGGAAGCUCUACCACAUUCCUUCCAUUGUAUUAUGCGCGUUCCAUUUUCUUACCGAUUUAGAGCUCUUCUCUAGAAAGAAGAGGGAAAAAAGCUGUUUGUGCCUCUUUUUUUGGUAUGUAAAUGUGCAAUUAUACUGGGUUUUUUUCUCUUGUAAAAAAAAGAACACUACAAUUAUUUUACUUAAGCUCCUAAACUGCCAUUUGCCUGAUUCCAGCAAUUAAUUCUGAGGUGACUUGUUGGGCUUCCAAUAAUUCUGUUGAUUAGAUAUGGUCCCAAAAGUAAGAGCAAAAUGAAAAAUGCUAUACAGGUCACCAAAUAUAAUUGCUACAAGUAACAUGAAAUACAGCUCACCAAAACACUAAACUUUGCUCUUGAGCAAUUAUAUAGUUUGAUGUCCUUUUAAAAAAUAAUUUAAGAAAAUCUAGGUUUUAUCAUACUAAAAUUUUAUUUUAUAAAUAUAUAUGAUAACUAUUUGGGUUUUUUAACUUACAUAAGGAUUUCCUUUAGUAUUCCAAAUGCAUCUCUUGUUGAAACAAUAUCCAACAUGAAAUCCAUGAAAUCUUAUCUCCUUGCUUUGUUUUAGACUUAGUGCUAUUUAAUAUCUGAUGACUUUUAUAUGGUAAGCCAGGGUACAUCUUAUAUACUACAGAUACCUUAGGUUUAAGUAUUUUUAUGCAACUUCUUCAUUGUGUCACAUUUUGUUUUUAUACUUUAUAACAGAGUUCUGCUGAGUUUUUUUUUUUUUAAUCCUUUUUUUUUUUUUGGACGAUUAAUAGGAUUGUUUAGCAAUUUCAGAAAUCAAAGUAGAAAACAAAAUAGCUAACCAUACAUGAGUGUUCUUUAAUGGUCUAAAAAGUGGUUUUAGUCAUGCAGUGCCAAGGAGUACUCUUAACGCCUCCAUAGUGUCAAUGUUGAAUGAACUUUUUACAUAUUUUAAAGUUGCCAAUUAUGGAAGUAGAAAGAACAAAACCUGUCCUUUUAUGUGUGCAUAAGUAUACAUGCACUGUGCUCUCCUGUGCCAUGCCAGUGAAAUAUUCCAAAAGAUGUAUUGCUCACUCAUAGUCUAAAGUUGGUAUUAAUUAACUUUUAAAUCGUUAUGUGGUCAGAAUGCAAAUGGUUGGUUUUUAUUCUUACUCAAAAGUGAAAUAAUGUAAAGCAGUAUGGGAAAAUGAUGGGCUUUUUAAACCUCAUACAAUUAAUUGAAGAAAGAAAGAAGUGAACAUAAGAUUUUUUAUAAUCAGCAUAAAAACUUCAGAAAUUGGAUCAGUAAGAGCUGAAGGUGAAAUCCUGGGAAACCUUUACAGAUGCUGUGCAUUGAGGGAGGGGCUGGGCCACACCAUAUGAGGAAUCGGAAGAGCUGCUUGUGGCUGGCUAGGAAGAGAGGGGGGAUGGGCCCUUCCCUCCUAGAAUGCUGAAGCAGCUAGAGGCAGUGAUUCACUUUCUUAAAUUCUGAUCAGAUAGAAAUAGGAGUGAUGUGGGCUUUAUUUUCAUUUUUGUUUCCAUUCUGUCUUAAUUCCUAAAAAUGAUCUGGCCUAAACUAUAGAAUAAGCUGAGUUUUAGAAUCAUUGAAACUCAGAGAUUUCUGUAUGUUCAAGUCGGGAACAUACCUGAAAACCAAAAUCAUGGGGAUGGGGCUGCUCCCAGCUCCCUUCUGUCAUUUCUGCAUAGUAUUCAGAAACACGCCUGUAAAUAAUGUUUGUGGAAUUGAGAUAUUGAGUAUCUUAUCAUGUAAAGGACUCUCAGGUGGGCCAGGCUGUUGGACAAUUUUCCUGGUUCAUGAAGUGGAGUUUCCUUUUUGAGUAGCUUACUGUGCUCCAAUAGGUCAAACCCAGACCUACAGUUUGGCAGCAGGCCAUUCAUACAGAACGUAAUCUUUGAACUGCCCAGAACUUGUUGCUUGUCUUUCAUUUCACUUUUAAAUGCAAAGCUCCUCCUUUGGCAUUCACCUUCAAGUCAAGGUGUUAGCUGCCACAUGCCACGUCUUCUAGCAGGAGAAGAAAACAGGUUACCUUGGAGUCCUUACAGCUGGGGAAGCUUACAUUUGAUGUGCUCCUGUAGUGUGAGCUACAAUGACGUUGGGAAGUGGCUGUGUUUCUGGGAAGUGCAGGCUAGACUUGAAUUACUUUUUACAAGGUUGAUGCAUCUAGCCACUCCCCACUGUCCGAGUUGGUGCAGACGUGAAGUGGUCACAUGGAAUAAUUUCCUCAGCUAGAGUCACCUAGAAUUGGUUUCUGGUUAUUUGUAAACAAACAGAAGUAGAACUUGCUUCCGUUUUCAGAUGGACUAGGGAAUAGAUAUAAUUAGACAGCUUUGCAAUAAAUUAACAAAGACUGAAAAGUCGGAAACUUGUAUAUACUGAAAUCUCACUGACUUUUACCUGGGGUGGGGUACCCGGAGAAGGGGGUUAUAAUCGGGGAGGGGAAGGGAAUGACGGUGUUUACCACAGGUACGAAGUAGUCACUUUAACACUGAGACCUCUGCCUCAUUGAAUUCAGGUUUUUUAAGUACUUGAAACUUCAGAUUCUCCUUAUUUUACAGCUUCUUUUUAAAUUUAUGCAGUAGAAAGCAUUGUUUUGUAUACUGUUUUGAAAAUAACUAGCUUAGUCUCUUAUCCUCUAACUUGGAUUAAAGGUGAAGUUCUGCAAAUGGGAGAGUUCACAGUAGAUAACUCAGAUUUCUUGUGCCCAUUUGAGAAAGAGACUCCUGCAUGAGAUACCAGCAGCAUUUUUACAAAUAUUUCCUAAAUAUGUUCUUUACUUUGUCAGUCCUGUCCCUAAGCACUUCAUCUUUCCUUUUAGUAGAUGUCUAUGUAGGGGGAGAAAAACAAAAUUGCACUUAUGUUACACUCCUAAAAUGCUGUAACCCAUUUCUUUCAAAAUCCAUUCCUUUUUUUUUUUUGGCAGUCCAUUGCGUAAGUGACAAGUUUGGAUGCUUGUGGUGCAUAUGUAUGAAGGGGGAGAAGGAAGAGAAUGGCCUGUCCUUCAAUAGACUGUAAGGGUCAUUAAUGUGUAAGUAAAAAGGGAAAAUAGAUGUCACAGUCAUUUAUUCAGUUCUUAGUUUUCUUAUGUGACAUUAUAUAUCUGCUAAUUAGUGAGGAAGCACCAUCAGCUUAUACUGUUCCCUUCCCUGCUUGCCAACAGAUUUGACAUGUGCAACUGGCCCUCAAGUAUCUGUCACAUUACCUAUAUAAGGUAUUGAUACGGUAUUCUUGUCAGUUUAGAAAUGGACUGGAUAAAACUUACUUUUAUUUUGUUGUCACUAAUAUUUAUCUCAUCUGUCCUGCUGCAUACCUAUGUUAAGAAAAUCAUAUUGCCACUAAAAACCAAGAUACUAAAUAAGAUUAUUACAACUGGCUAAUAAGAUCUUUUUAUAUACAAGGGUGUGUGCAUAUUUGGAAUUGAUAUGAAAAAUUCAUUUGUACCCAUUUGAGUGAUACUGCACAACAAACACAGAUACUCACAGAUUCCGUUUUCAUUUCGUGUUCUUUAUGAUGAUCUUUGUAGAUUGGUUAUUUCUGUACUUUGUUUAUCUGUAAUAAACUUUGUAGAUCCUGUGAAACGUUAUUUUGCCUAAAUCACUUGAGACUUGAGUCUUUAAUAACAGAGCAUCAAUAUUCACUAAAGUCAAUCUCUUGAGUUUCUGUGACUUGGUUAGAAGCUCUUGACACUAAGGGAUUAGUGUUUAUUUUCCCUGGGGGAGUUCCGCUAGGGCAUUAUUGUAUAAUGACUUGAUGUUGCCACAUAGACUUCAAGAUAUAUAAUAUUUUGAGAAUUUUGUUGAUUGGCCUAUGUUUUAUUGCAUAGUGUGAAACGUGUAAAGCUUGGUUAACCUGUAUAUAGAUCGCUUACUGUUGACUAGUUGUAGUGUAUUUAGGACUGCCUGUAAUAUUUAAGCUUCUUACUGAUGUGUGUGCUGGUAGGAACAUAUAAUUUUUGUAUAUUUACUGAGAUGUUGCCUUUUUUUAUUUGACAAAUACUUGGAAUUCAAAUGUGCUUUCUGCUUUCGUGAGGAUUAAUUUGGAAGGGUUUUUAAUGACAUUCCACUGAUUUCAGAAUUUGCUUGAGAUUGACUUCAAUAAAUUGUCCUGUAUGUUCCAAAUUAAA